AUGGCUAAUGAAAUGAAAGGGUCUACUAGGACAAGCGCUCGGCAUAUUCGUGUGAUCUUCAAGCAACAAAAUGAAUACAAGAAAAUUCUCUAUGAGGGGAGAAUUGUAAUUCAAGGACUUGUACUUGACGUCGAUGAAUAUUUACCUCCACCAAAGAUUCUUAUUUGUAUGAAAUGUAAUUUACCUGGUCAUAUUAAGAAAGCCUGUCAGGCUCCUUAUUCUAUAUGUAGACGAUGUGGUCAAGAUAAAGAUAACGGUGAUAACCAUACUGAAUGUGUGAUUCAGUGUCAUCAUUGUCGUGGUAAUCAUAUAUCGACAGAUUAUAAAUGUCCUACAAUAGUUAAUUUUCGGAAAAACCUUUUAGAUAAAUUAAAAAAUAAUGCUGACAAAUUACCAGUACAUGUACGUAUGUUUAUUCCAAUUGACUGUCGAAAGCCCAAUGAUCGUGAUCGAAUUCUAACUUUCUCUCGUUGCGAAUAUUCUGCUCCUCCUAUUACCACUUCAAGCAACUCUUCACAUCCUCCAACUAUGAAUUAUUGGACUAGUCGACAAGAAGUGGCUAAUACAUCUCUGUCAAAGGAAUAUUUGGAUCCGGCAAUUAGAGCAUUUGACAAUGAAUUGAAUAAGAUAAAGAAAGAUUUUGACGAAGAGAAAAAACGAAUCAACAGUCUAUACGAAAAACAAAUUGAAACAGUUAAAAAAGGAUGGCUUAUUCUACAACAGCAAGUCCGGGUACAAAAUGAAUGCUUAGCGUCUAUGCAACAAAUUAUUAGUACUACAACUGAUUGUACGGUCAAUUUAUCAACAACUAAUAAUAUAUUAUGUGAAUUUGUUAAGACUGUUUGUGGAGAUGAACAAAAAGAAUAUAUUGAAAGUAUGAAAAAUUCAAAUGGAGCUACAACGACACAUCUAAAGCAAUUGAAAGACUCUUUUC
Molecule: messenger RNA, 934 nt
Organism: Didymodactylos carnosus
Lineage: Eukaryota; Metazoa; Rotifera; Eurotatoria; Philodinida; Philodinidae
Source: the annotation of a GenBank genome assembly